AUGGAGAGCAAACCUGCAGCCGCAGCCACGCAAAAUGGCUUCUCUGUUCUGCCAGGCGAUACAGUCGCCGUUGACAUUGAAUCGGACCCGAGUACCCGUGGCCGAUCCUCCUCAUCCUGUUCCACGACGGACAGGGAUACGCUGGGGUCGACUGACAAAGGCCCGUCCUCGCAAAGUAGCGACAGCGGCGACACAGACCUCCUCGCAGAGGUAGCUGAGUUAUGUCAGUGUUCGCCCGAAGAUGUUGAGGAUGUGUACGCCUGUACUCCCCUGCAAGAGGGGAUGAUGGCCCUCACGUUACGGGACUCGACCGCAUACACAGUCGACUAUGAGUACACCCUCCCGCGCGCUACCGACCCAAAGCGCCUGCACGCCGCAUGGGAAGAAACGGCACAGGCAAACCCCAUCUUGCGAACACGAAUUGUAUCGACGGCCGGGCACGGGUGCAUGCAGGCCGUGAUCCAGGGUCCGAUCCCAUGGACAGAAGCCGCGACCGACGAUGAUGAAGGGCCUCGCUUCACAGCGAAUCCGUCCUGGAAGGCAGGACUACCCUUGGCCUAUUUCACAUUCUUGUCCUCGCGGCGUGUCUUGAAAAUUCUCAUCCACCACUCCGUCUGCGAUGAUUGGUCUGUUGCCCUGCUUCUGCGCGAGACCGACAAGGCCUACCGCAGCCCAGGCACCCUCACCAAACAUCCAUUCCGGCCCCUGGUAGAUUACGUGCAACGGACUCGAGCACAGGCGACGGAGUUUUGGAAGGACAAGUUCCGCGAUGCCGAAACAACCUCGAUGAGCGCGUACCCCCCGCUACCUUCGAGGGGAUACAACCCCCAUCCAGGACACUGCCGCGAGCGGACAUGGGAGAUCAACAGUAAAUUGAGCGGGGCAUUUACGGUCAACACCAAGUUGCGGCUCGCAUGGGCCGUCCUACAGGCCUUCUACGUCGACUCCCCAAAUGUUCUCUUCGGUGCUAUCAAUGUCGGUCGCGGUGUGCCCGUCAAUGGAAUCGAAGAGCUUUGCGGGCCAGCAUUGACCAGCGUCCCCGUCCUGGCUCGGCUGCGCAUGCAAGACACGGUAACCGAGGCACUCAUGUCCAUGCAGCGAGAUUGGGCCUCGGAUAUGCCUUACGAGCAUGUUGGCCUGCAGAACCUAAUGCAUCUGGGCUCGGGGCCCAAGGCAGCCUGCGGAUUCCAAACACUGUUGGCCGUGGAGCCUCGGGGUGCGCACCACAUUCCACAGUUAUUUGCCCAACACCGCGCGGUGCAACGGAACUAUGACCUCUACGGUCUGAUCCUACGGUGCAGGCCAUCACAAACACAGAUGCGCGUCGAGGCCUGGUUUGACCCUGCAGUCGUGGAGCCACGACAGAUGGAGCGGAUCCUUGGGCAGCUUGCCCACAUAUAUGGCCAGAUUGAAAGGCUUCCCAGCAUCGCUCUAGCCGAUGUUGAUCCCAUCAGCCCAGAAGAUCGCGAGGAACUCCUCCGGUUCAACGCCCCUGUCGCACCAAGUGCCUCGACCCGGUCGUGUGUUCACACGCUGAUAGAAGGAAGAGCGACCGCGCAGGGAGAGGCGCCGGCCAUCCAUAGCUGGGAUGGGGAUCUGUCGUACAAGAUGCUCGAUGAGAUGACGUCCGUGCUGGCAGCGCAUCUUUCCAGGGAGUCCAUCAGGUCCGGAUCGUUUGUGCCCCUGCUGCUACCAAAGUCGAAAUGGACGCCGAUCGCGAUGCUGGCUGUGAUAAAAGCAGGCGGUGCAUUUGUCCUCCUGGAUCCUUCCUUCCCAGUGUCGAGACUCAGGCAAAUGUGCGAGGCUGUGCAAGCGCCCUUCGCCAUCACCUGCAAGGAACUGGCCAACAAGACUGCCGAGCUGGGCACCGCCAGCUUUCUGGUGGAUGACUUUGACUUUGAGACAGCGCUCGACCAGACUCGGAGCAUGUCCUUGCCGGACAUCAGUCCUGUUGCCUCUCUAUACGCUACCUUUACCUCAGGCUCCACCGGAACGCCCAAGGGUGUCCUUGUUAGGCACGAAGGCUAUGUUGCGAGUGCUACUGCCCAUGGACCGCCAUACGGCUUCGGGCCUACCGCACGCGUCCUGCAGUUUGCGUCACCGGCAUUUGAUUCGUGUAUUAUCGAGCACUUGAGCACGUUGAUCAUGGGUGGCUGUGUGUGCAUCCCGACGCAAACCGAGUGCCACAGCCGUCUGGCCACCACCAUAUCCGAAUAUCAGGUGAACGUCGCUUGCUUGACACCGAGUGUGGCAAGAAUCAUCCCUCCCGACUCGGUACCGGGACUCCAUACGCUGGCGCUUGUGGGAGAGACGGUACAAGCGAGUGACGUCGAGCGGUGGGCAUCCCAAGUCCGGCUCUGCAAUGCUUAUGGUCCGGCCGAAUGCUCGGCUGUAUUUAGUGUCCAGCCCCAUCUGGUCCAGAAGGACCCAGCCAAUAUUGGAUACCCGACGGGUGGUGUUGGCUGGGUCGUGGACGCAGCGGACCCGGAGAGGUUGAUGCCCCUUGGCAGCACCGGCGAACUACUGAUUGAGGGCCCGAUUGUCGGUUCGGGCUACAUCGCUGACAACGAACAGACUGCACGAGUUUUCGUGGACGCGCCUCGCUGGAGAAAAAGAUUCGGGGUGGUGCAGGAUGUUCCGUUCUAUAAGAGUGGGGAUCUUGUCCAGUGCACCGGGGAUGGGAGCUUUCGGUAUCUGGGUCGCAAAGAUACGCAGGUUAAACUUCAUGGCCAGCGGUUGGAGCUUGCAGAGAUCGAGAAUCAUCUGCACACAUGUUUUCCAGAGGCCAAGCAGGUCGUCGUCGACAUGCUACGCUCCGAUUCGUGUUCAACAGCCGCAAAGAAUCGCCCUGACGCUGUGCUCGUUGGCUUCAUAGCGCGAGAUUCAGCAGCCGCCGAAAAAGGCGUCCGAGGGCAGGGGUCCAUCUUCCAGGCCGCGUCUGAAGACUUUCGUAGCGGUUGCGAGAGGGCAGAGACCUGUCUGCGCGAGGCACUGCCGUCCUUCAUGGUCCCGGCCGUGCUGCUGCCAGUUGUGCGAAUGCCUCUAAGUCCAUCUGGCAAACUCGACCGUCGUUUCCUGCGUGACCAGGCAUCUCUAUUAUCGUGGAAACAGAUGCAGGCCUACCGUACAGCGACCAUUCCUCAGGCGCAACAACCGGUUACUCCGCAGGAGGAGCGGUUAAGGGAGAUAUGGGCGAAAACGCUGAAUAGACCCCUGCAGGAGGUUGGAGUUACAGACAGCUUCUUCCGGCUUGGGGGCGACUCGAUCACUGCGAUGCAGGCCGCGACGGCGUGUCAGGCCGCGGGGUGGCCUGUCAUGGUUGCAGACAUCUUCCGCUGUCCAUCCGUUCGAAAACUCUCCCAACGCAUCCAAGAGCUGGGCACAAAAGCCCCAUUCCUGGUUCAGUCUGGAGAAGACGCGACGGACACCCCUUUUGAGCUCUCGCCGGUUCAGCAGCUGUUCUUCGAGCACGUACCGGAGGGCCAUAACCGAUUCACGCAGCAGUUCCUGCUAAGGCUCAACCGGCCGGUAUCGACGAACAAGAUUCGGAAGGCUACGGAAGCCUUGGUCAACCGCCACUCAAUGCUCAGAGCACGUUUCCGCCGGCAGGACAACGGUGCGUGGGAGCAGAGGAUCACGCCGGAUGCCCGUGAAAGCGUCCUCUUCAGGGAACAUUGGAUUCCAACUGGUGAUGAUUCUCAGUCCGUACUUAAGCAGAUACUGUACGACAGCCAGGGCCAGCUGGACAUUGAGCGGGGACCACUGCUGGUUGUGGAUCUGAUGCAUGAAGAAACGGGGCAGGAACUACUCGGAUUCAUCGCACACCACCUAGUGGUGGAUCUAGUCUCGUGGCGCGUAAUGUUGAAGGAUUUCGAAGACCUUCUAGCAUCCGGCCGCACACUGCAAGCGCCCUCACUUUCAUUCCAGCAGUGGUGUCGGAUGCAGCAGGAGUAUGCUCUGAAACGCAUAGAUCCUCAGACAUGCCUCCCCACGCCUGUACGGACAGCUCCAGACGACUAUUGGGGCCCUGAGAUAGCGAACAAUACCUGGGGUCAGGCGAUCGCCCAGACAAUAUGCCUCACUCCCGAAACAACGCAGGCAAUUCUUGGACCCGCAAAUGAUGCCUUCAACACCAACGUAGUUGAGAUCCUUCAGGCUGCCCUCCUCCACUCGUUCGUCCGCAUGUUCCCCGACCGCGCGUGCCCGACGCUGUGGAGCGAAGGGCACGGUAGAGAACCCUGGGACCCACAGAUCGAUAUCUCCCAGACGGUGGGUUGGUUCACUACAAUGGCGCCGCUGUCUAUUGAUGCCUGUUCAGGCCAGGAUAUCACAGAAGUCAUGCGACAAACCAAGGACAGGCGACGGGCAAUCCCAGGGAAUGGAUGGCCGUACUUCGUAGCGCGCUAUUGCCAUCCCGAUGGCCGGAAGCAUUUUGGUCGCCAUACGCCUAUGGAGAUCCUCUUCAACUAUACCGGCCAGUUCCAGCAGUUGGAGCGUUCGGGCGCACUGCUUCAGCUCGCCACGGCCCCCGACCAUGACCUGGUCCCCAUGCCUCCCGACAUGCCGCGGUUUGCGCUGAUGGAUAUUUCUGCGACUGCUAUUGGCGGGUCCCUGAAUGUCACCUUCAUGUAUAACAGCAAGAUCAGGCAUCAGGCUAGGCUGGCGGAAUGGCCACGGGUUUUUCGGAAGACUCUGGAGGGACUUCCCAGUGCGCUGAGCCAGUCCCAAAGGCUGACAAUAUCCGACCUUCCCCUGUUGGCGCUGGAGACGGAUCAGCAGUUGCACGACGUUCUCCAAGAAACAGCUCGGAAAUGUCAGAUUGCUCAGAAAGAUAUCGAGAGCAUAUAUCCCUGCGCACCAAUCCAACUGGGCAUGUGGCUGAGCCACCUGAAGCUCGCGGACAUGUACUGGUCACAGAUCCGGUGGGCGGUCCGUCCGUCGCAUGAGAGCGCUGUCCCUGUCGACGUUGAACAGGUUCGCAAUGCCUGGCAGCAAGUUGUGGACCGUCACCCGAUACUGCGAACAACGUUUCUCAAUGGUGUCGGUGGGUAUAGGGACCCACUGCAGGUGGUUCUGGCCACUGUGGUAGCAGAUAUCAGGGUCCUGACUAAAGCUGCAAAGACCACGGACCUCGAUGGGGAAGGGAAGCAUUAUCUAGGAGAUCCGACAAAGCCAGCCCAUCAGCUGCAGCUGUAUCCUUAUCCGGAUGGCAGUGUUUCGUGUCUGCUUAGCAUCCAUCAUACCCUGAUGGACGGGACCACCAGUCGGAUCAUCCUCGCGGACUUUCAAGACGCAUAUAACGGAGUCCUAGACGACACGCGGGGUACUCCUUACGAGUCGUACAUGGAAUACGUUUUGGGCAAUUCCCUCAAAAAGUCCAACCGCUACUGGAUGGAGUAUCUAACUGGUGUGCACGCGUGCAUUCUUCCAUCGCUCGCGGCUCCAAACCAGAGCCAGCAGCCAGCUGGACUAGGCUCAGCAGCGUUCAACUUGGGCCCUGCGGACAAUCUGCUCGCAUUCUGUCACCAGCAUGGUCUUACUAUCUCCACUGUCUUGCGCGUCGCGUGGGGUCUCGUCUUGCGUUCGUAUACAGGGUUGGACUCGGUCUGUUUCGGGUAUCUGGCAUCUGGACGAGACAUCCCCUUGCGAGGGGCGUCCACAAUUGCUGGUCCACUGAUUAAUCUGCUGAUUUGCAGAAUCUCCCUCAACGGCGACUUGCCAAUCCUGUCCCUCUUGGAAGACAACCAGGCUGACUACGGGCGCAGUAUCGAGCACCAGCACUGGUCCGCGGCGGAGGUGAUGCAUUCGCUGGGCCUUUCUGGGCAGCCACUGUUCAACACCGCCAUGUCGCUGCAGCAAACAGACACAGGCCCGCUUGGAGAUGGAGAUUCUACUGCCACCGUGGUCGCGGAAGGUGGGCAUGAUGCAACUGAAUAUACCGCUGCGGUCAAUAUUACAAUUGACAAGGGCACGAUCCUCGGAAAUCUCACAUACUGGACGCAGGCGCUGGGAGAUGAGCAGGCGGAAUUGAUCACAGACACCUUUCAACAGUGUGUCUUGCAGCUCGUAAACACCCAGCACAGACUGUUGAAAGACCUCCAGAUUCUGGGUCCGAAGAAUAAAUCCCGACUCCGGAUGUGGAACGGCAAUGCCCCAGAUCCAGUGCGCUUGUGCAUCCAUUCCGGCAUCAGGGAGCGAAGCGUCUCGCAUCCCAAAGCGGCUGCUGUUUCUGCCUGGGACGGCCAGUUGACGUACGGUGAGUUGGACCAAAUCGCGUCCUCCUGGGCUCUCCGACUAUAUGAACAUGGCGUACGCACUGAGACGUUUGUCCCCAUCUGUGGCGGCAAAUCCAAGUGGAUCGUCGUUGCGGUCCUCGCCGUCCUCAAAGCGGGCGGCGCAUUCAUCCUUCUAGAUCCAUCACUUCCUGCAGAGCGACUGCGCGAGAUGGUGCAGCAGAACUUUCAAUGUCCGUUCAUCGUUGCGCCGGCUGAAUACAAGGCGCUCGCUGCGCAUAUCGUCCCAUGCACCAUUCUCAUCGAAGACCUCCAGCACGGCCUGAGGAUUGGCACCCCCAUUGACGGUGUUCGUGGCCGGGCGAGCUCGCCCAGCUCUGCUGCAUAUGCGACCUUCACUUCUGGGACGACGGGCAGGCCAAAAGCGAGCAUUAUCGAGCACGAGUCCUUCUGCUCAUCGGCAGCAGCACAUAUUAGAGCCCUUCACAUUACCAAACGCUCCCGCGUUCUCCAGUUUGCCUCUUUUGCCUUUGAUGUCUGUAUACUGGAGAUUCUCAGCACUCUUCUGGCCGGUGGCUGUGUCUGUGUUCCAGGGCAAGACGGCAGGGAGAGGACGCUUGCGCGGGCAAUCCAGAGGCAUAAAGUCAACUGGGCCAUCUUGACGCCCUCUGUUGCCCGUAUCCUAACCCCCAGGGAGCUUCCUACACUAAAAACAUUGGUUCUGACCGGGGAAGCUAUGAGAGCUGAGGAUGUGCGCCGAUGGGAAUCGCAUGUGGAGCUCAUGAAUGCGUACGGACCAUCAGAAUGCUCUGUGAUAGCAACAGCUCAACCAAGUUCAGAAGUCCUUCUAUCACAAGCAGCAAACAUCGGCAAGGGUACAGGCAGCGUGACGUGGGUGGCAGACCCAAGCGACCCAAGGACGGCUGUCCCCAUUGGAGCGCCAGGUGAACUGCUGCUAGAGGGUCCCAUUAUUGGACGUGGGUACGUUAAUCAUUCAGAAACCCAGAAAUUGUCCUUUAUGCCGUACCUCUCGUGGAUGCGAACUAUACGUGACUCGGCAAGCGGUGGCCUGUACAAGACUGGUGAUCUCGUACGGUAUCUGCCCGACGGUUCUCUGCAGUACAUCGGCCGCAGGGAUCGCCAGGUCAAGCUCCAUGGCCAGCGUAUAGAGCUGGCAGAAGUUGAGCAGCAUGUCAUGAGGUGCUUCCCCAGAGGUUGCCAUGAGCUGUUCGCCACGCUCGUGGCCCUGAAUGGGACGGAAUCACCGUAUCUGGUAGUCUGCGUGGUGGAGGAAGAUCAUUCCACACAUAAGAGUAGUUUCAACGCUGCAGUCGAAGAGGCUCAACGUCGCCUGAAAACGGAGGUUCCAACAGUCAUGAUACCAGCGGCCAUUGUUCCCCUACGCCAUGUGCCCCGCCUGGUCAACGGCAAAGUCAACCACGACCUGAUCAGCAAAGAGGCAGCGAGGGCACUAAAGUCUCAGCUGGAGCAGGCUCAAGAGCCACGGGAGAUCUGGCGACCUGAGUAUUUGACACAGGGCGAGCGGUUGCUACAGGCUCUGUGGGCACAGGUUCUAGACUGUCCACUGGAGGCUGUCGGGCCGAGCGACAAUUUCUUCCAGUUGGGGGGUGAUUCAAUUGCCGCCAUGAAGCUGGCUGCUGCAGCCUAUAGCUCCGGCCUUGAUCUGACAGUUUCAAUGAUCUUUAUGCACCCCCAGCUGCAGGACUUGGCCCGGGUUCUCUCUGCUUCGAGCGCAAAUGAGAACGACCAGGUCGUCGACGCGCUUACACCCCUCUCCCUGAUCCCCAACGAGCACCAGACGGAAGCACGCGAGCAGGCGGCCUCGCAAUGCUGUGUAGAUGACGGUGAUAUUGAGGAUAUCAUUCCCUGCACGGCUCUGCAGAGCGGGCUUGCUGUCCUAACCGCGGAGAGACCGGGGGCCUAUGUGGCUCACCAUCGGCUACGGUUAUGGGAUAAGGUUGAUUUGGAUAGACUACAAGCUGCAUGGGAACAGGUCUCCAUCACUCACCCAAUCCUGCGCACACGAAUCAUUGAGACAGUUGGUCUUGGCUGUCUCCAGGUCGUUGUCCGGAACCAGGGGCUGAGCUGGACGGCUCCAGACCAGGAGGGAACCGAGCAAAUCAGCCAGGGGGUUCCGUUUGGAAAGUCCCUUGUACACAUGAAACUUCUUCGAACAUCUCGCGAGGGAUCCUCCGAGGUUGAUCUGAUGCUAACAAUGCAUCAUGCCGUGUAUGAUGCAUGGUCUCUGCCACUGCUCCUCCUGGAAGUAGAGCGAGCCUACCGCAACGGCCACGGUUCUUCUGCUCCCGCCGUCCGCUAUCAGCAUUUCGUCCAAUAUGCACUAUCGCAAAAAGAUGCAGCGCUCGAUUACUGGCGGGGACAGCUUGAGGACUUCGACGCCGAGCCGUUCCCUGCGUUGCCAGCCCCGUCAUAUCGACCCCGAGCUCUACAGGUGAAGCGAUGCUCGCUGGACAUUAAACCAUUCGAUGCUUCGGUCACUCGCAGCACAGCCAUCCGGUUAGCCUGGUCACUCGUGCAAGCGCAGUACCAAGGAAAGCAGGACGUCAUAUUCGGGAUGGUCUCAACCGGAAGAACGGCCCCUGUCAAGGGGAUCGAAUCCAUCGCUGCGCCAACGAUCGCCACCAUCCCACUUCGAGUCAUGAUCGAUGCUUCAAUGACCGUCUCGCAGGCUCUAGGGAAUCUGCAGCGACAGAUCACUCAGAUGGUCCCAUUUGAGCAGGUCGGUCUUCCCGCGAUUGCAGCGCUGGCGCCCAAUGCGUCUCGUGCAUGUGGAUUCCAGACGCUGCUGAAUAUCGAAGGGCGAGGAGAAGUCGAACGGAUAGUGGCCGAGCUCGAGAUGAUGCAGCCUGUGGACACGGUUUUUGCCGAUGGUGCAUUCAAUACGUACGCUCUAAAUCUGAUUGCCUCUCUUAAGCCUGGUUCAGUGGCGAUUGAAGCUGCGUUUGAUGAGGCUGUCAUCCCAGACUGGCAGAUGCAGCGCAUCCUCGAUCAGUUUAGCUUCAUGCUUGAACAGGUGUGCACCAGACCACGCGCGACAGCACAGGAACUCAUGACGAUCAAUCCGAGCGACAUGCAGCAGGUAAAGGCGUGGAACGCACGAAGCCGAUCCCUGGUACCUGCGACGGUGGCGGACGUGAUCAACCAGCAUUGCACCUCUCAGGCCCUGGCUCCUGCUGUAUGUGCUUGGGAUGGUGAUCUGACCUACCAGGACCUGGACUGCGGAUCCAGUACAAUUGCGGGGAUACUAGAAAGUCAUCGUAUCGGUCCGGAAAUGUUUGUUCCCAUUUACAUGGAUCGGUCUCGAUGGGUGGUGGUGGCUGCUCUCGCGGUCCUCAAGGUUGGAGCAGCCUUUGUGCUGCUGGACACGUCUUAUCCCCCGGGGCGACUGCGAACCAUCUGCGACGAGAUUCAAGCGCCCUGCAUCCUAACUUCGGAAUCGCGCCACCAAGACGCUCGGACGUUGAUUGACCAGGUCGUCGUUGUUGGCAACAAACACCUCGCAUCGUCUCCAGAUUCAACACAUCGAAGGCACUCACCGGCCAGAAAUCCGCACCAGGCAUUGUAUGCAGUCUUUACCUCGGGCUCGACAGGCAAGCCAAAGGGCGCUGUGGUCGAAAAUGGCGCCUUUGUCACAAUGGCGGCGCCGUGGACGCACACGAUGAAGGUUGACUCCCAUUCUCGCGUCCUCCAUCUUGCCUCAUAUGCGUUUGACGUCAGUAUUCUCGAAAUACUCGGGACGCUGUUUGCUGGGGCUUGCAUCUGCAUCCCGAGCGAAUCCGGGCGGAGAGAGGGCGUUGCUGAGGCGGUGCAAACCCUCCAGCCGUCCCAUGCCAUACUCACUCCCUCACUCCUGCGUGCAAUGACACCGGGCGAUCUCGGCCCAGCCAGUACUGUUAUGCUAAUUGGGGAACCCCUCCGUGCCAGUGACGUUGCCCAAUGGGCCGAUCAUGUGCGCCUGAUCAAUGCAUACGGACCAGCCGAAUGCACCGUUGUAUACACCAUGCAGGCCUCGGUCCACAUUCCGUCUCGGGCAUCAAAUAUUGGACAUUCCAUCGCUGGUGCGACCUGGAUUGCUGAUCCUAGCGACCCCAAUCGGCCGGUUCCCAUCGGUGCAGUUGGUGAGCUCCUCUUACAAGGACCGUUGGUUGGCCGGGGGUAUCUCAAUAACCCAGAGCAAACGGCGGCUGCAUUUAUCGAUUGCCCGUCCUGGUUGGCUCCCUCAUAUUCAGACAAUCACCAGUGCAUCUCAAAGGUGUACCGCACGGGUGAUCUGGUCCGCUAUGACAGUGACGGGUCGCUUUACUUUGUGGGACGAAGGGAUUCGCAGGUCAAGCUCCGGGGCCAGCGCUUUGAGCUUGGAGAGGUCGAGGAUCAAGUACAACGAGCAUUUGGGGGCAGCUUGAGUGACGUCGUGGCUUUGAUCGUUACACCUGCCACUGCUCAGCAAGCACCCUAUCUGGUCGUGUUUGUUGUCCCUCCGCAUCCAGAGAGCGCCCCUGAGGCCUCGACUUUAUUGAUGCCACGGCUUCCCGUCAUUGAGCCACCGUCUUUCGCGAGCAAGACCUACAAGGCGCAAGGUAUCCUUGAAGACACCUUACCAAGCUACAUGCUUCCCAGGGCAAUCAUCCCUCUUCGGCAGAUGCCGCGAACAAUCGGAGGCAAACUAGAUAGACGACAGCUCCAGGAGGCUGCUGCCGGUCUCACCCCCCGGGGCCUGUCAUCAUUUAUGCUAACUGGCACAAAAACGCGCAUUGCCUCGACCGAGGCAGAGCGGGCGCUGCAACGCAUCUGGUCCCGCGCCCUCGGUCUUCCUCCCAGUGAGGUCGGGGUUGACGACAGCUUCUUCCGCUUGGGGGGUGACUCGAUCUCUGCUUUACAGGCAACCACCCAGGCUCGUGCCGUGGGAAUUCAACACUCUGUGUCAGAUCUGUUCCGUUGGCGGACAAUCGUACAGGUUGCACGGCGGUUUGCCAGGGAUCACCAGCAGGGCGCUGGGGACUCUAGUAAUGUUGAAAAGAUCCUGGCAUGUACACCAGCACAGAGGGGGAUUCUGUUGAGUCAAGUGAGAGACCGCGCGAGCUAUACCCCUCACUUUUUGUGGAAGAUCCAGCAGGAAGCUGGCCCAGUUAAUCUGGAUCUCUUGGUUAGCGCAUGGCAUCAGGUCGUCGCUCGCCACGCAGCUCUCCGAACCGCUUUCCAAGCAGACUUGUCAAAUGAUGGCCAAUUCGAACAGGUCUGUUUCCGUCAGGUCAAGCCUCGUGUCAACCUAAUUCAAAACGUUCCUGCUGCGGCCCAUGAAGAUGGUACUCCCACUGUGCUGAAACGGAUCUCCUCAACCGUGAGUCAGUUGGACGGAGAAACGACUCCUCAUCAGCUCACUGUGUGCACCACCGAUACUGGUGAUGUAUACGUGCGGCUCGAUGUAAGCCACGUAAUUAUUGAUGCGAUGUCUAUGGCAAUUUUGGAGACCGAUCUUCGUCAAGCGUACGACUCGUCUUUGCCAGUUGGCACGCAGAGCGAUGCCUAUGAGAAUUAUGUCACUUUUGCCCAGAACCAGACGUCGGACUCUGCUUAUAGCUACUGGCAGGCUUAUCUCGAGGAUGUUGAGCCGUGCCGACUGCCAGUGGAGAGGCAUCCAACCGAUACCGGCCUGGUAGAUACAUUGACACAGCUCGAUAUUGCAGUUUCAAGUUCUGCCUUCGACAUUGAAUCCUUCUGUCGUGGAACUGACUGGACCGCUUCCACCUUGUUAUAUUUCGCGUGGGCCCUGACUCUACGUGCUUUUACCAGAUCUGAUGAUGUGUGCUUUGGGACUCUGACUUCGGGCCGGCUGGUGCCUGUGGAUGGGAUCGAUGGCGCCAUUGGACAGUUCUCCAACAUGUCUGUAUGCCGAGUCCGGAUGGGACGAGAGAUGGAAGUGGACGAGGUUGCGCUGCGCCUGCAGGAGGACUAUUCGAAUGUGUUGGCGUACCAGGCAUUCCCCCUUGUAGAGAUUGCCAGAGCCGCAGGAAUCCCCAUGGACGAGCUCACAUCGACGGCGAUCAACGUGCAAUAUGAACCGGCGUCCACUCUAGAGGAGAAGCACUCGCUCUCAUUGAUCCCAGUCAGUGGAAUGGAUCCCAUCUCGCAAGACAUCACCGUCUACAUUUUGCUGGAGCAAAACGGUUGCAUCCGGGCGACGAUGAGCUAUCGCCCAUCCACCGUGUCCUCUACAUUUGCUACGCAGCUAUCCGAGUAUUUCGACCUGGCCGUUUCAUCGCUGAUCCAGGGCCCCAGCACGGUGAUUCGGGAUCUUGAGCUUCUCACACCCCGGGAUCGAGAUGGCUGGACUUACCUGAACCCAACCCUUCCUUCACACCCAGACGCAACAGUACAUGAUCUCAUCCGAAUCAGAGCCCAGGAGUUCCCCGAUCACCUUGCAGUCUCCGGUCUAGACGGCAUCUUUACCUACACGGAGCUGGACCAACUUGCAACAAGGGGAGCGACACUGCUCCGAGCACGCGGAGUGUCCAACGGCCAGUGCGUCCCGCUUUGCUUUGAAAAGUCCCGCUGGGUCUCGGUCGCUAUUCUCUCGGUGCUCAAGGCUGGGGGAACCAUCGUGCCACUUGACCCUGCGCAGCCAGUCACCAGGCUCAAGGAGAUCUGUAACCGAGUCAAAGCCACUCUUACCAUAUCUUCUCCCUGCCAGGUCUCUAUUUGCGGGAUGCUGACGGACGAGGUGUUGGAACUCGGCGAUGCCACAUUUGCUCAGCAUCAUGGCGAUAUUGACCAUGCUACGACGGCCGCUCCCCACGCGGUGGCCUCUUCUCAAUCAGUAUACAUUCUGUUCACCUCAGGAACGACUGGUACACCCAAAGGGGUCAUGGUUUCCCACUCUUCUUACUGCUACGCAGCGGAGCACCAUAUUCGGGCAUUCGGGCUCGAUCACACCUCUCGUGUCCUCCAGAUUUCUUCGUACUCAUUCGACGUCUCCAUGAUGGAGAUUCUGACUACAUUGAUCGCUGGUGCUACAGUGUGCACCAUUACGGAUGGUGAGAGAAGCGAUAUGCUCAUGAACGGUGCCUGCCCUUUUGCAGUUUCCCAUGCAUACUUGACUCCGUCCCUGGCUGGCACCUUGGACCCCAGCAAGGCAGCCUGGGUAAACACCCUUGUACUCCAGGGAGAGCCAAUGACGGCGUCACACAUUACAGCGUGGGCAGACAAGUGCCGCCUCAUCAACGCGUAUGGGCCCACUGAGUGUGCAGUCAUCAACACAACAACCGGCUCCCUCGCUCAUGGAGACGAUCCGCGCUGUAUAGGCCGCGGGUUGGGUACUCACUGCUGGGUGGUCGACCCGGAUGACCACAACAUUCUUCUACCUCUCGGGGCCGUUGGUGAGCUAGUCUUGGGUGGCCCGGCGGUAGGACAAGGAUAUCUGGAUGAGCCUCAAAAGACUAAUGAAGCGUUCAUUAAGCCUCCAACCUGGCUGCGGGCGCUUAAUCUCGGCGGCGGAAGCCAUGAGAGGCUGUACAAAACUGGUGAUCUCGUCCGAUGCGAUGCAGAAACCGGCAAUUUGAUCUUCGAGGGCCGCAAAGAUCAGCAGAUCAAGGUCCAUGGGCAGCGAAUCGAGGUCGCUGACGUCGAACACCACACUCGGCGAUGCUUUGAUGGAGCAAAGGAGGUUGUCGUCGAGCAAGUCUUCCUUCCCCGAACCGCACAAUCGACAGAUCCAUCUUUGGCAAUACCUUCAAUGGUCCCUCGUCUCGUAGCCUGUGUGAUGGGCGGUGUCGCACAUGAGACCAUGUCCGACCUGAAUGGCCACGGCAGUCGCUCUUCCUCCAGUGUGCUGCUUCCCCCGUCUUCCGAGUUCCAGAGCGCUACAGCCAUCGCUUUGAGGGAACUGCGCCAGCUGCUUCCUGGCUACAUGGUCCCCGAUCUCAUUCUCCCAGUUUCGCGCAUUCCACUAUCGAGUUCUGGAAAGACCGACCGCUCGCGACUCCGUGAGCAUAUCCGCGCCGUUCCAGCUGCAGAUUGGCCCCUGUAUUUCAGCGCUCAACAGAGCAAACGUCCUGUGGAAGGAGAGACAGAACAUACCUUCCAGGAAAUCCUCUCUGCCGUCCUGGAGAUACCAGGAGAGAAUAUCAGUGUGGACGACAGCUUCUACCACCUCGGCGGGGACUCGAUUGUGGCCAUCAAAGUCGCUGCUCGAGCCCGUGCAGCAGGGUUUACUAUCAGUUCGCACGAUAUCCUCCGUCAUCCAACAAUCGCCGAGUGGGCCAGCAUGGCUGGUUCCACUCAGGACAAGUCUGGGCCCGCCAGGAUCUACGAGCCCUUUUCUCUCAUCACCAAGGAAGAACGACAGCUCGUGCUGGCUUCCCACCUUGACAGGGAGCACCCUUUUACGGCCGACAAUGUCGCGGAUAUCCUGCCCGCCGUGGAUUUCCAGUCGUUUUACAUCACAAACUCCUCUCUGGUUUCCACGGCGGAAGUAUUCUCUGCUCCGCUGGAUAUACGCCGACUAUACCAGGCGUGUGCAAAGGUGAUGUCCCAUUAUAGCAUCUUGCGGACCAUCUUCGUUGGCACGGGUGAACGGAUCCUUCAGGUGAUUUUGCGCAAUGUUGACCCUGCAUUCCACUUUGUGCAGCGUGACGAUCCACAGUCCUACAUCGCACACAGAUCCAAGGACACCAUCGCAGCUACGACAGAACAAGGGGAGCUGCUAGUCAGUUUCACGAUAGUUACCAGUCGCACUCGCCCGGACUGGGGCUUCAUCGUCCGCCUGUCCCAUGCACAGUAUGACGGAUCAUCCCUCCCGUUCCUGUGGCAGGCGAUUGCCGCAGCCUACGAGGGCAAAGAGCUGCCCCCGACGACCCAAUUCCGUGAGGUGGUCUAUAAUCGUCUGGGGGAGGCCCACCCAGAGUCAGUCUCGUUCUGGCACGACUAUCUCCAGAAUGCAUCCGAGAAGAGCACCGACCCAUUGGGCACUACCUGCAUUCCUGGCUCUCCGCAAAGCGACGCCAUGCCUCUUACCGUCCGCCGCGAAAUCGAGCAUGAUUGUCGCCUGCCCGAUAUCACCCCGUCCACCCUAGUCAAGGCGUCGGUCGCGUGGGUCCUCUCGCGACAUGCUACACUCUCCGAGAUGAUUCUCGGGCAGGUAGUCCACGGGCGCGGAGGUGGUCAUCUGCCAGGAAUGGAAACCGUCCUUGGACCAUGCAUCAACUUCCUCCCCAUCCGCAUCUCCCUCGGCCAGCAAUCCACCGUCGCUGACCUGCUGCACCACGUCCAAGAUCAACAGCUGGCAACAGUUCCGCACGAUCAUCUUCCUCUCAAGCAGAUCGUCGGCAAAUGCACAAGCUGGCCCGCCGACACCAGGUUCGGAUGUAUCGUCCACCACCAAGCCGCGCAGGCUGGUACUAGUCAAAGCAUAGCAAUCGGCGGCGUCGAAUCCACCUCGAGUACCAGCUGGGCCAACUCAACUCCCGUGCCCGGUCAAGUGGGGAUCAUCUCAAUAGAGCGCGGGUCCUCACUGGACUUGUAUAUGACCUUCCCGACCGAGGGAGUUGCUGAGCCCGUCGCGGAGGAAUUAGCGGACGCUAUUGCGCAUACAAUCCGGCUCUUCUCGAUGUUCCCGGACUACGCCCUGGAUAUCCUGACUCAGGGUGGUGUUUCCUUCAGUCAGCCUGCGGGGCCAUCUGGUCUUCAGCCGCUAUCAGGACGUUUUCCGAACUAG
Messenger RNA from Aspergillus calidoustus, 15984 nucleotides. The record is from the annotation of a GenBank genome assembly. Lineage: Eukaryota; Fungi; Ascomycota; Eurotiomycetes; Eurotiales; Aspergillaceae.